UCCGCGAUUUUGUUCUGUACAUGUUCGCGCCAUUCUGAAGUGUCAGUUAUCGGACCUGAUAAUUCUGAGAGCUGUAUGUAAAGUUAUCGUUGGGAUAUUAAUUACUUCUGUUAAUGACAUUUGAUAUAUAAUAAAUGAAGAAAAUGUCAGAAUCCUCCGGCGCACGUGCAGACCCGGAAGACAUCAUCAACAUCUUAGUAGCUACUGACAUUCAUCUUGGUUUCGAUUACAGCAAGCAGAGAGGGAGGUACUCCGACGAUAGUUUUAUAACUUUCGAGGAAAUCUUGAAACAUGCCAAAGAUAACGAAGUCGAUUGCAUUUUAUUGGGUGGAGAUUUGUUUCACGAUACCAAGCCAUCGCAGGCCGCGUUGCUCAAGUGUGUAGAAUUGCUACGAAAAUAUUGCCUGGGUACCAGGGAAUGCAAACUAGAAUUCCUGAGUGAUUCUGAGCUGGUAUUUCGACAUUGUGCACAAAAACACGUGAAUUAUGAAGAUCCCAAUUUGAAUGUUUCAAUACCAGUAUUUACUAUUCAUGGGAAUCACGAUGAUCCAAGUUUUGGUACCGUUGGAUCAAUGGAUGUACUGUCAGCCACUGGAUUUGUGAAUUACUUUGGAAAAUGGACAGAUCUCACUCGUGUGGUUAUGCCUCCCAUAAUCCUGAAGAAACGUAACACUCAUAUUGCACUCUAUGGUUUGAGUUAUAUCAAUGACCAAAGAUUAUCCAGAUUAUACAGGGAUGACAAGGUGGAGUUGUUACGUGCAAAAAAUAUGGAGACUUUCAAUAUAUUUGUUUUACAUCAGAAUCGUGUAAAACAUAGCGAUUUUGCUUAUAUACCUGAAGGUAAACUACACAAGUUUCUUGAUCUGGUUAUUUGGGGCCAUGAACACGAAUGUCGUAUUACACCUGAAUUUAAUGCAGAAGGUGGAUACCACAUUUGCCAACCAGGAAGUUCUAUUGCCACCUCUUUGUGUGAAGGUGAAUCUAAACCUAAGCAUGUGGGUCUUUUAAAAGUUAAUAAGAAAGAAUUCAAGAUGAAAAGUAUAAAAUUAAACAGUAUUAGACCAUUUGUUUUUGAUAAUAUGAUUCUUCGUGAUCAUCAUGACAUUAAAGUAGGAAUCUCGCUAGCAGAAUCCAUAAGUCAAUAUGUAGAUCAAUAUAUUGAAAACAAUAUUAUGUGCAAAGUUGCUGAACAACUCACAGGAUAUCCUGAUCAACCUCUUCAACCUUUGAUUCGGCUUAGAAUAUUUCACGAGGACGAUAAUCAAAUAUUCGAUACUCUAAGCUUAGCACGAAAGUAUUGUGAUGAAGUUGCUAAUCCUAUGGAGAUGAUUAUAUUUCGUAAAAUAAAAAACGUGGAAAAAAUAAGACGUGCCAUUAGAGAUGGACUUGAAGAUGUAGAAGAGAUUACUGAAUUAUUCCAAGGAAAUUUAGAGCAAGAUUGGAAUAGGACCGUGCCAGGUGGAAUCAAAAAGUAUUUUGACAUGGAAGAAAAUAAGGAUAAGUUAACAGUAUUGACUGUAACUGCGUUAAAUGAGGCAUUGAAUCGAUACGUUGAUAAAGGUGAUACGGAUGCCUUUAGGAAUAUAGUAGAAGAUCAAAUGAGAAGAACUAUUGACUACGUGAGGAAACAAGAUACUUCGACAGAGGAGGAUAUUCGUCGGGAGAUUAAAAAUUUCCGCGAUCAAAGACUUUCGGAGGAACAACAGGAAAAGAAAAAAGCUAUACAGGUAUUAAACACAUCAAGGAAUCCAAAGAGUAGUCAACAAGCUCACGAUAUCAAUACAAGUGACAGCGAUGAACCGUUUGAUAUAACGUCGUCGUUCAAUAUAACGUCUCCGGUUAAAACUAAUGCGAGAAGUAGGAGUUCUAGAGGUGGUCGAGUAGCUAGAGGGAGUCGUAGUCGUGCAAAAACUAAUGAAAAAAAUACAUCUGUUGCAAAAAUGCCGCGCUCUAGAAGCAUAAAAUCGAAACAAAGUGCUGGGCCGUUCGUUAUUAUAGACUCUGAUUAGUUAUUAAGUAUUAUACUCAAAACUACAAACACACAUUUUUAUAUAUGUAAAUAAAUAUAUAUUUGUAUGGAACCUUAAUAAAAAUAGGAGAACAAAGAA
Molecule: messenger RNA, 2108 nt
Organism: Harpegnathos saltator (Jerdon's jumping ant)
Lineage: Eukaryota; Metazoa; Arthropoda; Insecta; Hymenoptera; Formicidae
Gene: mre11
Product: double strand break repair nuclease mre11
Exons: 12
Coding region: 135-2009 (624 amino acids)
Biological process (GO): double-strand break repair via homologous recombination; mitotic intra-S DNA damage checkpoint signaling; mitochondrial double-strand break repair via homologous recombination
Cellular component (GO): Mre11 complex; site of double-strand break; nucleus
Molecular function (GO): 3'-5'-DNA exonuclease activity; single-stranded DNA endonuclease activity; manganese ion binding
Source: RefSeq, a predicted model, not a curated record